Messenger RNA from Ctenocephalides felis (cat flea), 3148 nucleotides. It is a transcript of the gene C3G, whose product is annotated as guanine nucleotide-releasing factor 2. Gene Ontology annotation, biological process: Ras protein signal transduction; positive regulation of GTPase activity. The record is from RefSeq and is a predicted model, not a curated record. Lineage: Eukaryota; Metazoa; Arthropoda; Insecta; Siphonaptera; Pulicidae. Gene Ontology annotation, cellular component: plasma membrane. Gene Ontology annotation, molecular function: guanyl-nucleotide exchange factor activity.
CAUUCGCCUCGUACCGCGCACGCUCGCUCCGUCCAAUCGAAUGCGUCGUCGACGAUCGUCUUCUCCGAUCUGCGAUUUCGGUUCCUCAGUGCAAUGUGAAAUGGCCGACGCCGUGCGCGACGUAACCGCGACCCGUUCACAAAAUGUCACUAAAUUAAUUAAUUCAAACAUAAUACAUUAUGUAUCUUGUUUAAGAUAAAUAACACUAUCUUGGAGCACCUUUUAAAAGUUAUCGUAGUGCCGACAGUGAUGUAGUGAGUGAGUUAUUUCGUAAACAAAAACAAUCGAACUGAAUGAUGUCUGUAACACCGCGAAAUGAAAAGUACAACAACCCAGGCAACAAUUGCUGGGAUGAGGCCAAUUUAAAUACUUCAGUCCCGAGUGAUACACAUAGGCAUUCUAACGAAUCCGGAUUUGCCAGCAUGCAGUCUCUCCGAAGCAGCUGCCAGUCCUUCACCAAGCGUUCAUCCCAGCAGAGCUACACAGGCUUCACCUCGAGCAACGGCAUCAGCCAAAACCACUCCACCAGAACCAUCUCUGACAACAUGGUCCAGACGAGCUCAUCAUCAUUCUUCACCAAAGAAGCAACAUCCUCAUCAUCAUACAACUCAGUCACAUCACACGAUAAUGAUGUCAUGAAAAUGAAUAUCAACAUGAUGGCAAACGCUUUCUCGAAUAUGAUGAAUUCCAAUAAUUUGGAAGGAUUUAAUAAGUCGACUAGUGAGGCUAGUCAGGUUGUCAGUAGGAGGAGUGGUAAGGAGAAGACUGGGAUGAAUGUGCAGAGCAGUUUUGAACAGUUUUCAAAUGAGAAGAAGACGGUUGUUACUAAAAGUGUGGUCAAGUCGGGGCAGCUUGUGCAGACUGAUGAAUUUAAUAUGAGUUCGGAUGUUUGUGAUAAUUUUAGCACUGUGGGAGAUGACAAUCUUCCACCUGUAUUACCAGAAAAAACAAUAAAGAGUCGACAAAAAAGAGAAAGACACCAUUCGACCUAUGACAAUCUUUUGGACGAAGAUGAAUACCAAAAUAAUGAAAGUCUAUUGAGCAAUCUGUCUUCGUCCGAAGAAACAUUUGAGAGACGACCCAAAGAACACUCAUCUUUAGAUUCAGCAGAACCACCACCGUUACCACUGAAGAAAAAACACAUAAUGGCAUACAUGGAGAUGUUCGGAAACUGUUCGAGACCAGGAGGCGCCGGUAUGACGAUGUCGGCCUGCACGACGUCCUCAUCGGCCUGCUCGGCGCAGUACAUCAUCGGCGGAGGAGGCGUCGGAGAAUUCACGAGGCAUUCGGUGCACGCCUGCGCCGCGCAGGAGCAGUGGAGCACCGGCGCAGGAUUCGUUACGAGUCGGCAGGGACAUCAUAUGGCGCAUAGCGCCACCAUGACGGCACAGUCAACCGCCGCCGUCACGUCACCUAUCAACGCUUCCUGCUGCAACAGAAAUCGAGAUAUCGACCUGCUCCACGCCCAAAAACUCGAUAAGUUCUAUUUCGCCGCAGAGUUCUACAAAUCUAGCACCGCCUUCGCCGAAAGCCUCCAACACCAGCACCACUAGUAAUUCUAGUCAAACUACGUCUGUGACUCCUCCUGCGCUGCCUCCAAAGAGACGGUCGAAGGCUAGCAGCACCUGCUCUGCGGAUUCGGUGCCUCCUGCAAGCCCCACCGUUAAGCAGAGCCUGCUGCAGCAGCAGAACGAGUUGGAGAGGUCGAUUUAUGGGCAGCAGGAGCAGAGGUACUCGGAUGCGUCUGAUAUGCCAGAGAGCGAUAGGGACUCUGUUUUUCUCCGCAAUUCCGACAGUGAUCUAAUAAUACCAGAUGAUGUCCCUUGCCAAAAUCAGCAGAUAAUACCACAAGAGCCUAUAGUAAAUCCUUUGGACGAAUUGGAUGUCUCGAAUUGGAUUUUGCUCAAGAAGGAAGACGAAGAAGGUCCUGAUAUACGAGGAGGACAUCCUGAUGCAUUGAUAGUGCUGGCCACUAAAGCUAAGAACGAAUUGUUAUACCAGGAAGCAUUCCUCACAACGUAUCGUACCUUCAUAACACCACAAGCGCUCGUCCAGAAAUUGUGCUACAGACAUCAGAGGCUGGUUUGUCAACCUGAUACUGCUAGACAGCGAGCAGCCAAAGAAGCCUUUUCGAUGCUUGUCAGAAUUGUCAGCGAAUUAACUCCUGGAGAUCUUGAUUCAACACUGGAGCCCCUGCGAGAAUUCUGUUACCAGUUGAUUGCUUCAGGGCAUCUUACGAUGGCCAAAGUGCUCAGGUCGAAAUUGAUAGAGAAAUAUGAACUUAAACAAAAUUUGCAGACUCCUUAUACGACUUUGAGCGCCCAGUCCGUGUUCACUAGUCAAGCAUCUCUGACAGAUUUCAAAUCGGAGCACCUUGCAGAACAGAUGACUUUGCUGGAUGCUGAAUUGUACACCAAAAUAGAAAUACCAGAAGUACUCUUGUGGGCACGAGAACAGUGCGAGGAGAGAAGUCCCAAUUUAACCAGAUUCACAGAGCAUUUCAAUAAAAUGUCUUACUGGGCUCGGUCACGUAUACUGGACAAACCAGAGGCCAGAGACCGUGAACGUUACGUGGUGAAGUUUUUGAAAAUCAUGAAACAUCUUAGAAAAAUGAAUAAUUUUAAUUCCUAUCUGGCUUUGCUGAGUGCUCUGGAUUCGGCGCCUAUAACCAGGCUGGAGUGGCCCAAACAGACAACGGAAAUGCUGAAGGAAUUCUGUGCUCUGAUUGACUCGAGGUCCAGCUUUAGGGCUUACAGGCAGGCUUUGGCAGAAAGUCAGCCGCCUUGCAUACCUUACAUUGGUCUGGUGCUGCAGGAUCUAACAUUCAUUCAUAUCGGGAACAGUGACUUGCUUCCAGACGGUGGCAUCAACUUUACGAAGAGAUGGCAGCAAUAUCAUAUCGUGAACAAUAUGAAGAGGUUUAAAACAGGUUCCUAUGGCUUCAAAAAGAAUGAACGCAUAAUAGCCUACUUUAGCAACUUUGAUGACUAUUUAAACGAAGAGGCAAUGUGGCAGAUAUCGGAGAGCAUCAAACCGAGAGGAGGCAGAAAGAAUGUGCAAUAGGAACUGAAAUUUUAUAUACGUGUUUUAUUUUAAUAGUAUUCUAUUAAAAUGAGAAGCAGAUCGAAGACUUGGAUAUCAGGUAUUU